Messenger RNA from Morone saxatilis (striped sea-bass), 1919 nucleotides. It is a transcript of the gene proza, whose product is annotated as protein Z, vitamin K-dependent plasma glycoprotein a. Gene Ontology annotation, biological process: blood coagulation; proteolysis. The transcript has 9 exons. Gene Ontology annotation, molecular function: calcium ion binding; serine-type endopeptidase activity. NCBI's taxonomy places the organism in Eukaryota, Metazoa, Chordata, Actinopteri, Moronidae. The record is from RefSeq and is a predicted model, not a curated record. Bases 190 to 1464 code for a protein of 424 amino acids. Gene Ontology annotation, cellular component: extracellular region.
CACGCACUAAACAGUGAGUGGGUGAGUGAGCAGGCUCGGAUGUGGUCAUCAUCCGUUAUUUUGGACCGAUCAGUGCAAGGCUGCGUUUGAGGACCAGGCCGGAGAAGUACAUUUAUUCCGUCCGGAGAGGAGUACACAUCGAUCCCUGCUGCACCGACAGCUUGACUCAGAUCGAUUGUCAGUGUCACCAUGAGCUCCUCAACCACAUCUGCCGCUCUGGUGUGCCUGCUGGCGGGGGCCGUGGCAGCCAUUCAGACCCCCCAGACAGUGUUCUUGGACAAGGAGCAGGCGAGCUCGGUGAUCUCCCGUCAGAAGAGGAACGUGGACCCGGGUCAGCCUUCCACCCUGGAGCAGGUUUGCAUGGAGAAAGUGUGCACAUACGAGCAGGCCAGAAGUGUCUUCCAGGACUCAUACCGCACGGAUAUCUUCUGGGCUGUCUACAUUGAUGGAGACCAGUGUGCAGAAAACCCCUGCAAGAAUGGAGCCAUGUGUUCGGACAGCGUGGGAGGCUACGACUGUGUUUGCAAGUCGGGUUUCACGGGGGUCCACUGUGAAACAGACCAGACUCUGUGCACCCUGGAGAAGAACAAGGGCUGCUCCCAAUUCUGUAAACCAGGUUACAUAUCCUAUGAGUGCUCCUGCGCCCGUGGAUGGAAGCUCAGCCAGACAGACAGGAAUAAGUGUGAGCCUGCAGUCACAUUCCCCUGUGGUAAAGUGAACAGUCUGAGCCGGUGGAAUGACAGACAGUCCACCAACACGCGCAGCAACUUUGAAGGACUUAGCUGUACUUCUUCAGAGUGUCCCUGGCAGGCUCUCCUGAAGAGUCCAGAGUCCGCAGGUUUCUGUAGCGGAGUCAUUCUGAAGGAGAACCUGGUCUUGACUUCAGCUCAGUGCGCCAACAAAUACAGCUCCUUUCAGGUGGCUGUUGGCAAGCGCAUCACCAACAAUGAAGACAGAGAGCAGACGCUGUAUGUGAAAAUAGUUCACGUCCACCCGCGCUAUGUGGAAGGUCGCCCUGAAAAUGACCUGGCUGUGAUUGAGCUCCGCGACCGCAUCAUUUUGAAGAAAGAAGUGGUUCCUGUCUGUCUGCCUGAAAAAGACUUUGCUGAUAACAUCCUGAUGAAUGGGGAGUACCCAGCGGUGGUCACCGGCUGGAGAGAACCCAAACAGGUAUCUUCUUUUGACGGCCCACUCACCCUUAACCACCUGGCAUACAACAAUCUGCCUCAGUGUCUGGAGACUCACCCCAACCUAAUGACCAACAAAAUGGGCUGCACCGCUCCACGGACCAAUGCCGACUGCACCAUGAGCUCCGGCAGCCCCCUGCUCACCCUGUACAGGGAUGUGUUCUUCCUCACUGGGGUGGUCAGCCAGCCACCAGGGUCCGACUGCAAUCAAGGCUAUAUCUUCCAGAAAGUGUCACGCUACCUUGGCUGGCUGCGGCCACUCAUGGGUUCACGUUAGGCGGGGUAGUCAGGGAGAACAUGGAGGUUAUUGGUUAUAGAAAAUAGGGAAACCCAGGUGAAUAAAUCCCAAAAACAGGGAAUAAGAUGAACAUGAACAUGUCUUUCCGUCUUUUAAUAGUACCAGUUUCCUAAUGAAAAAACGAUUUAACAUCCGUAUAGUUUCAAUGUAGGCGAUUGCUUCCCAUCUGUCUCUGUGGAGUUCCUCAUUUAUCCACAAGGUGGCUGUCUGUUAACAUAAAAAGAGGAGCACUUCCUGUCUGUAUAUACCAGUGAGAGGGUCAGAGACAGCAAGAGAUGCACUGAAUUAUUUAGCAUGUGUUAUGUGAUGUGGACAUACCUUUUAAUAACCUUUUAAGUUAUGUUAUUUUUAACAACUACUGUACUAGUUGACAUGCACCUUGUAACACUACAGGUAAUCACUGUUCUAUAAAUGUAAUAAACCCUAAUACCACA